Molecule: messenger RNA, 1764 nt
Organism: Ruditapes philippinarum (Manila clam)
Lineage: Eukaryota; Metazoa; Mollusca; Bivalvia; Venerida; Veneridae
Product: carboxypeptidase M-like
Exons: 10
Coding region: 467-1747 (426 amino acids)
Biological process (GO): proteolysis
Cellular component (GO): cell surface
Molecular function (GO): metallocarboxypeptidase activity; zinc ion binding
Source: RefSeq, a predicted model, not a curated record
UUGGUUGAUACUGUGUUAAAUAUAUACCACAGCUUUUAAUUAAUUAUACAGUAAUACAUUGGACACAUCACAUGUGAAUAUCACAAAUAUCACAGUUUUUUCAAUGACAAACCGUACACAUCUUUUGAUAUCAUAGUUUUUAAUUCACUACUUCAGUACAGAGUGAUAGAUUGAACACAUCACCUCAAGUGAUGUAAGUUGUCAAACUGUCAAUGUAAACAUGGUCGUCGAGAUUCAAAUUUAUAAAACAGGAAAAUCAUUUUAAUUUACUUGGAUAUUUUCCCAUAAGGACAGUCAUGAGGACCAAUUGUUUGCUGCCCAUCAACUGCUCCUGUCAUUUACAAGUAAUACACUGAAGAGAGCAAUGACAUCUCUGGUAAACUUAAUUAAUAUUUAAAUCACAAAGUGUAUUGGAUAUAGUGACCAGGGAUUUUCUUAUUAAAGGUUAAGCGUCACAACUAACAAAAUGAGAACCAGUCUGUUUCUGAUAGUGUGUAUCCUGGGCAUGGUUUACAGUCUCGAGCACGAACAUCAUAAUAACAGCAUGAUGGUUGAUUAUCUCGUGCACAUUAAUACAACAUAUCCAGACAUUACCAACCUCUACAGUAUUGGCAAGACUGUUAAUGGAGCGGACUUGUGGGUUUUGGCAAUUGGAAAGAAUCUAAGCAACAAUGUACAGCUCCAACCCCAUGUUAAAUAUGUUGGUAACAUGCAUGGAAAUGAGGUUGUAAGUAGGGAGCUUCUUUUACAUCUUAUUGACCUUUAUGUGACCUCUUACGGAAGUAAUUCAACCUUGACCUCAUUCCUGGAUACAACAGUGGUUCAUAUAAUGCCCUCAAUGAACCCUGAUGGAUAUGGAGAGUCUGUGGAGGGUCAGUGUACAGGGGCCGUUGGCAGACAAAAUGCAAACAAUGUUGACCUUAAUCGAAAUUUCCCGGACAGUUGGCAUGACAGAAGUCAAGGUGAUAUUCAACCUGAAACCCAAGCUAUCAUGGACUGGUUGCCAAAAUAUAACUUUGUGCUUUCAGCUAACCUUCAUGGUGGAGCAUUAGUAGCCAACUAUCCCUAUGAUCAGUACCUUAACAGUAGCUGGGUUUACGGAUCUGGGGAGUCACCAUGCCCAGACGAGGACACAUUUAAACAUAUCAGUCUCGUAUAUUCAAGAUCCCAUCAUACAAUGGCUGCUACAAAUGGUGCAGAAUGUCCCGGUGACAACUUUGCAGACGGAAUUACAAAUGGGGCAGACUGGUACCCUGUUGCAGGAGGAAUGCAGGACUAUAAUUAUCUUAUGGAAGGAAUAUUUGAAAUAACACUAGAAGUUUCAUGCUGUAAGUUCCCAAAUGGUUCUGACCUUGCACAAUUCUGGACACAAAAUAAAGAUGCCCUGGUCAACUACCUCAUGGAAGUCAACAAAGGAGUUAAAGGUGUGUUAGUUGACGAGAACAACAAUGCUAUUGUGGGUGCAAAAUUGACAAUUCAAGGGAGAGAAUCUGUCCCAUUUCAUACCAAAGCUAAUGGAGAGUACUUCAGACUACUGAUGCCAGGAAGUUACACAAUUGAUGUGACAUAUAAUAAUGCAACAACAUCUGAGACAUUCACAGUAGUCCAGGAUGCAGUGACAAGGAAAGACAUAACUUUAAACUUGAACCUAAGUUCCUCCUCUCACUGUGUCACUUUCAACUGUUAUAUGAUUACAUUCCUUUUGUCUUUCUUGUUUGUAUCAAAAAGCUUAAUUGGGACCAAUUAACACAAUUUUGAUGCAGC